Aspergillus calidoustus is the source of this 1314-nucleotide messenger RNA. NCBI's taxonomy places the organism in Eukaryota, Fungi, Ascomycota, Eurotiomycetes, Eurotiales, Aspergillaceae. The record is from the annotation of a GenBank genome assembly.
AUGUCCAAACAAUUCACCGUCGCCAUAAUCGGCGGCGGAAUCGGCGGCCUCUCACUAGCAGCCGCGCUCCUCCGCCGGCGCGUCCCCGUAACAAUCUACGAAGCCGCCGCGUCCUUCAAAGAGAUCGGGCUCGGCCUAACUAUCGGUCCAGCUGCCCACCGUGCAAUGCCACUCCUCGACCCGGCGAUUCGAAAUAUCUACGAUGAGCUUAUUACAACGCACGCGGAUAGUCCGGGCUUUGAGCGUUUCAAACAGACGUGGUUUGAGGUUGUUUGGGCGACGGGGGAUGAUGAUCCUAGGAGUGGGGAGGUACUCUUUGAUCUGAAGGCGCUACCGAGUGGGCAGACGACGGUGCGAAGGGCGGAUUUUCUCGAUGCGCUUGUGCGGCUCAUUCCACCCGAUGUAGCAAAAUUCGGAAUGAGACUUGCGGACCUCAUCGAGACUGAACCAGGCAAUGAAAAUGGCGGGAUGAUGAUGACCUUUGAUAACGGCACCACGGAAACCGCCGACAUCGUCAUCGGCUGUGACGGAAUCCACUCGCGCGUGAAGCAAUUCAUCCUCCCGGAACCUGAAUACCUCGAAAAGCAACCCCGAUACAGCGGAAUGUACGGGUACCGCGCCGUCCUCGAUAUGGAGACGAUGGUUGAAGCUGUCGGGGAGCAUCGCGCGCGCGUCGCGACGAUGUAUAUUGGACACGGGGCGUAUGGGAUUACGUAUCCGAUUAUGCGAGCGAAGAAGGCGAAUGUGGGCAUUUUUCCGCUGAAAGAGGGAGGGAAAUGGACAGGCGAAGGGUGGGUCAGGGCGGCGAGAAGAGAGGAUAUGAAGAGCGAUCUGGGAGGGAUGGGCCCGCAAAUCCAAAAGCUAGUCGAGCACAUGCCCGACCCCUCCCAAUGGGCCAUCUUCGAACACCCACACAUCUCAACCUACACUCGCUCUCGCGCCGCAAUACUUGGUGACGCCGCACACGCCUCAACCCCCCACCAAGGCGCCGGGGCCGGACAAGCAAUCGAAGACGCACUCGUCCUGGCCGAGCUCCUCGGCGACCAACACGUCAUCACGGCAGACCAUGUCGUCGCGGCGUUCGAGGCGUACGAUGCCGUACGGCGGCCACGGAGCCAGAGAGCUGUGAUGAGCAGUGCGGAGAACGGGUAUCUUUUGUGCUUACGGUUAGAUGGUGUUGGGGAUGAUGGGGAGAAGAUCAAGGCGGCGAUGCAGGAAAGGUUACAUUGGCUGUGGGAUUUGGAUGUUGAGGGGCAUAUCGAGGAUGCGAGGGGGAUUAUGCUCGAGAAGAUACGGAAUCAGGAGACGGAAUAG